AUGGCUGGCAUCAUGUCGUGGCAAUAUGGCAAAGUCAUUGCCCUCUUUAUCUCUCUGACUCCUGUGGCUCUCGCGCUAGACAACUUCCCAGACUGCACCAGCGGUCCCUUGAGCAAGCUCGCUGUCUGUGAUACGUCCCUCGAUGUGACCACUCGUGCUCGGUCACUGGUGAACGCCAUGACCUUCAAGGAAAAAGUCAACAACACGCAAUACAACUCUCCCGGUGUGCCGAGACUAGGCCUGCCAGCAUACAACUGGUGGAGCGAAGCACUGCACGGCGUAGCAGGAUCACCUGGCGUCGAGUUCGCCGACAGCGGCCCAUUCAGCUAUGCCACCUCGUUUCCCCAGCCUAUUCUCCUGGGCGCGACCUUCGACGACGACUUGAUCAAGCAAGUCGCCACAGUUGUAAGCACCGAGGGUCGGGCAUUUGGUAACGUUGGUCGUGCCGGACUGGACUUCUGGACGCCGAACAUCAACCCGUUUCGCGAUGCGCGCUGGGGCCGGGGACAGGAGACACCAGGGGAAGACCCGCUGCACGUCUCGCGAUAUGUCUAUCAUCUCGUUGAUGGGCUGCAGAAUGGCAUUGGCCCGGCGAAUCCCAAGGUUGUGGCCACCCGCAAGCAUUUUGCAGCGUAUGACCUGGAGGACUGGAAUGGUGUCGUGCGCCACUCCUUCAACGCGGAGGUGUCGACGCAGGAUCUGUCCGAGUUCUACCUCCCUCCUUUCAAGAGCUGCGCCCGUGAUGCCAAGGUCGAUGCCGUCAUGUGCAGUUACAAUGCAUGGAAUGGCGUUCCUGCCUGUGCCGAUUCCUAUCUCCUGCAGACGAUUCUUCGCGAGCACUGGAAGUGGGAUGAGCCGGGCCAUUGGAUCACGAGCGAUUGCGGUGCCAUCGACGAUAUCUACAACGGCCAUAAUUACACAAAGACUCCAGUCGAGGCCGCUGCUACAGCGCUGAACGCAGGCACGGAUUUGGAUUGCGGCAGCGUGUUCCCCAAUUACCUUGGACAGGCCGCAGACGAGGGACUCUAUUCCAACCAGACGCUUGAUACCGCGCUUGUUCGGCUGUACUCCUCCCUCGUGAAACUGGGGUACUUUGAUCCCGCAGAGAAGCAACCGUAUCGCUCCAUCGGGUGGAAGGAUGUCGACACCCCUGCCGCAGAAGCACUCGCUCACAAGGCGGCUGUCGAGGGCAUCGUUCUAUUGAAGAACGACAAGACCCUUCCACUCAAGCCCAAUGGCACGCUGGCCCUGAUCGGACCAUAUGCCAACGCAACAAAGCAAAUGCAAGGCAACUACGAGGGCCCUCCAAAGUAUAUCCGCACGCUCCUAUGGGCCGCUACCCAGUUGGGAUAUAAUGUGAAAUACGCCUCCGGCACAGCUAUCAACACAGACAGCACCGCCGGGUUUGACGCAGCACUGUCAGCGGCCAAACAAGCAGACGUCGUGGUAUACGCAGGUGGUAUCGACAAUAGCAUCGAGGCCGAAGGUCACGACCGCACCACCAUCGUCUGGCCCGGGAACCAGCUGGACUUGGUCAACCAGCUCUCAAAGAUCGGCAAGCCCCUCGUUGUAGUCCAGUUCGGAGGCGGGCAAGUCGACGACUCAUCUCUACUCUCGAAUCCGAACGUCAACGCUCUACUCUGGACCGGUUAUCCCAGCCAAGAAGGCGGAUCCGCCAUCUUCGAUAUCCUCACCGGGAAGACCUCGCCUGCGGGCCGCCUGCCAGUAACUCAAAACCCGGCAGACUAUGUCAACCAGGUUCCAAUGACAGAUAUGGCCCUACGUCCGGGGUCGGACACUCCAGGACGUACCUACCGGUGGUACGAUAAGGCGGUCGUGCCGUUUGGCUUUGGACCGUAUAGCACUGCAGCGCUGGUGGCCCGCGCACCCAAGCAUGUACCGGUCGAUACAGCUCCGUUUGACACCUUCCGCAUCCAAGUCAUCAAUACAGGAAAGAUCACGUCAGAUUAUGUGGCGUUGCUGUUCUUGAAGACUACGGAUGCAGGACCAAAGCCAUAUCCUCUCAAGACGCUGGUGGGCUACACACGUGCGAAGCAGAUCAAGCCUGGCGAGAAAAGAUCGGUUGAUAUUGAAGUCACAUUGGGAUCGUUGGCGCGGACGGCGGAGAACGGUGACUUGGUGCUGUACCCGGGACGGUACACUCUGGAGGUGGAUGUGGGAGAGAACCAAUAUCCCACUGCUAAUUUCACGGUCGAAGGCAAAGAGGUAAUUCUGGACAGCUUUCCCCAGCCUCCUAAAACUCGGUGA
Messenger RNA from Aspergillus viridinutans, 2268 nucleotides. RefSeq names its product putative beta-xylosidase (gene bxlB). Lineage: Eukaryota; Fungi; Ascomycota; Eurotiomycetes; Eurotiales; Aspergillaceae. Gene Ontology annotation, biological process: xylan catabolic process; arabinan catabolic process. Gene Ontology annotation, cellular component: plant-type cell wall. The transcript is spliced from 2 exons. Gene Ontology annotation, molecular function: alpha-L-arabinofuranosidase activity; xylan 1,4-beta-xylosidase activity. Bases 1 to 2268 code for a protein of 755 amino acids. The record is from RefSeq and is a predicted model, not a curated record.